Molecule: messenger RNA, 2797 nt
Organism: Acanthaster planci (crown-of-thorns starfish)
Lineage: Eukaryota; Metazoa; Echinodermata; Asteroidea; Valvatida; Acanthasteridae
Product: uricase-like
Biological process (GO): purine nucleobase catabolic process; urate catabolic process
Cellular component (GO): peroxisome
Molecular function (GO): urate oxidase activity
Source: RefSeq, a predicted model, not a curated record
UUGGUUUGGGUCCGAGUUGACCUGAUCCCCGCGUACGCACGUACCGUGAAAAGGCCAUCGAUAUUAAAUUCUAUAUCAAAAAGGUCUACGUGCACAAUUUUCAGUUGGCCUGGUGUGCCUGCAUGUAAUUUAGUAAUUAGCUGAGCAGCUGGGUUUCUGUACCGGUGGAGGAGAACGUCUGGAUGUCUGGGUAGCUUGUUUGUCAGCUCUUGUCUCAGGUACUGAAACGUCACUCAAUUCGUGGCAUAGCCCAGGCUCAGGCCCCAAAAUGGACUUAGUCUCAGACGGAACCUACUACGGCAAGCAUCGGGUGCGCAUCCUUCAGCACUUCCGCCAUGGCAACACGCACAACAUCAAGGAGGUUGCCGUCAACACUCACCUCUCCUUGGCUAGGCAGAGGGACUACCUACAUGGCGACAACUCAGACGUAAUUGCCACAGACAGUCAAAAGAACACUGUUUACGCACUGGCCAAAACAAAAGGGAUAAGGACCCCGGAACAGUUUGCCAUGGACCUUAGCCGUCAUUUCCUGACGACCUACGAGCAGGUUGUCCGGACGGAGAUUUCGGUGGAGGAAGCCCCAUGGCAUCGGAUGGACCACUCUGGCAAGGAGCACGUGCAUGCCUUCAUUCAUCGACAGGAAGCCAAACGAUUCUGCAUUGUGCAGCAGGAGAAAAACGGGCUCCCCAAAGUGUCAUCAGGUUUGAGCGACAUGAAAGUGCUCAAGACAACCAAGUCGGGAUUUGUCGGCUUCGUGCGGGACAGAUUCACCAGCCUGCCGGAGACCACCGACCGCAUCCUUUGCACAUCCGUCCGUGGGAAGUGGUCGUACUCCAGCGUUGCCGGGAUAGACUUUGACAAAACUUGGGAGAUUUGCAAGAAUACCAUUCUGGACAUCUUUGCCGGGCCACCAGAGACGGGUAUGUACUCCCCCUCUGUGCAGCAGACGUUGUACCAGGCUGCCCAACAAAUCAUGGCCAAAGUACCUCAGGUGGAUAAGGUGGAGUUAGAGAUGCCCAACAUUCACUACCUCUUUGCCGACCUCAAGAAAAUUGGAAUGGAAAACAGUGGAGAUAUCCUGGUGCCCACUGAUGAGCCACGCGGGUACAUCCGUGCUGCUGUCUGCCGUACCACAGCUCGUCUCUGAGGAGACCAAGUGUGACCCAAGAACCAAACGUCAGAAACAGCCUAAAGAAAGGCCUGUUUGUCCUUUCUGUUUAAUUUUCAGGUUAACGACCUCAGUAACUUUGUUAGGCCCUUUGGUCAUGUUUUCCAUCCGUGUUCAGUUCGCCAACAUUGUAUGGUAGGAGUCCUCAGUAGAAUCUGUCAUGUUGGUAUUCAAUUUACAUGAAUUCUUAACCUGUUUUGGGGGGGAAUGCCUGAUUGACUUGAAAUUUUAUACAGCAGUAGUAGGGAUAAGUCAGUGAUGUCUUGUUUAUUCUUUCGAUUACAUACAAAGUACUUAGAGAAGUAUAUUUUCAGGUUGUCCAGCAAAACAGUACCUCAAAUAAAAUACAUGUACGGACAUGGAUUCUCUUAUAAAUGAGAUACAUAUACAGUGUUGACAUGGAUCUUCAUUGUUUACAUUUGUAUGUAUUCUCAUACAUUGUGUCCAUCAUGCUUUUAUUUUCAUUCCUUGUUUAUUUAGUUUAACCUUUUUCAUCUAUUCUUUGCUCUGACAUCAGUGAUCUAUGACAUUCAUGAUGAGAAAGAAAACACCCUUUUACUGAAAAAGAGGUGUUUCAACAAGUUUGCAUGGCACAUCCAUAUAUACACAAGCGUAGGGAAAACGUCAGUUCGAGAAUGACCCUUGACCCUUUAUUGCCAUGUAACACAGAAAGCUUCUUUGAGUUUUAUCAAAAGCUGCACAAGAUCUCAUAGAAACAAGUCAUGAAAGGACAAUUUGAUAAUUGCAGCUGUUUGGGAAUAGCGAGCCAAAUUUCCACGGGGGUGUCAAAUUCCCUCUUCCUCCAGUCCGUGCAGGGUUAAAGGAAGUAUGUUAUGUGCAUGUAAUGGAGAAAGUGAGGAGCAGUCAUAUGUUUACUGAACUCAGGGUAUAGCGGUCAGUUUAUCUGCCAUUCCUCACCAGUGAUCUCUAUCCCCGAUGACAAUACUGUAAAUUGUCGUAGGUCAACAUCGUAGUGCAGUGGUCAGACCCCCUCCAGUCAAGCCCAGCCCCUUGUGAGUAUAGCCUUAUAUCCUUCAACACUGGGUGGUUGUGCAGACGUGAUGUACUUUGAGUUGUCUGUCCCCUUCUGGCUCUACAUUUCAUGUAGUGGUGAUUUCCUAGGGAUUCCAGUUCAUGUUUACCCAAGUAUACAUUUCCCGAGUGUCCUGAAAUAUACAGAAAUUUAGUUGCGGUCACAAAAUGCACGAUUAUCAGGGGACCUACUUUGAGCCAGAUCCUCUGGUUCCAGGGAAAUAUUCCAGACUCUUUAUCAAGCACAUUUUUGGCAACCCACGGCGUAGGACCACUGGUCCACCCCUUAGGGUGGGAACACAUUUUGUUUCCUGAGAAUGAGUAGGCUAGUCGAGAACCAAGGUUAAGAAUUUGACUAAAAAAUGCCUCCUGUUUGGUUAUCUACGUUCAGUCGUGACGAAUUUUAGAUUUCAGAGCACACAAAUGCAGGCAGGAUUCAAUUUUCAUUUCUUCACCUUUUUAUUGCACUUCAAGACUAUACAUUUCAAUUUAGAGAGUACACAUUCCCGAAUCGAGAAUUCCUUAGCUAUACGAGUUCUUAUUUACAACGAAACCAAUUGUGCCAGGUAUAAUAAAUGCCACCGAUAUUAAACAUGA